Striga hermonthica is the source of this 1023-nucleotide messenger RNA. The record is from the annotation of a GenBank genome assembly. NCBI's taxonomy places the organism in Eukaryota, Viridiplantae, Streptophyta, Magnoliopsida, Lamiales, Orobanchaceae.
AUGCUCAACAAUGGGAACUUCGAAGAGGGGCCUAAGCCGGCCAACCUCCGGCAAAGGAGGAUCAUCGGGCGACACGCCCUCCCCAAGUGGGAAAUCAGCGGCAUCGUGGAGUACUUGUCGAGCGGGCCCCAGCCGGGCGGGUUCUACUUAAGCAUCCCGCGUGGGGCCCACGCGGUGAGGCUCGGGAACGAGGCCUCCGUGUCGCAGUACGUGCGGGGCCUGAAGCCGCGGUCCGUCUACACCCUGACCUUCGGAGCCACGCGUACGUGCGCGCAGGACGAGGUGCUCAGGGUGUCGGUUCCCGGAAUGUCGAGCGACCUCCCCAUACAGACGCUGUACAGCACUGACGGCGGGGACACGUACGCGUGGAGCUUUAGGGCACGAUCGAGAGUGGUCAAGGUCACGUUCCACAAUCCCGGAACGCAAGAGGACCCCACGUGCGGGCCCCUCUUGGAUGCGGUCGCGAUCAAGGAGAUGCUGCCCCUCACAUACACAAGAGGGAACUUAGUGAAAAAUGGGGGCUUUGAGUACGGUCCCCACGUGUUCAAGAACUUCUCGACUGGUAUCCUCGUACUGCCUAAACGCCAGGACCUGUACUCACCCAUUCCCGGGUGGAUAGUCGAGUACCUCAAGCCAGUCAAAUACGUCGACUCCAGACACUUCAACGUGCCUUCGGGAAUGGCGGCAGUUGAGUUAGUUGGUGGUCGAGAGACAGCCAUUGCACAAAUCAUCAGGACACAGUCGAAUAAGUGGUACAACUUGUCGUUCACGAUUGGGGAUGCAAAGAAUGGAUGUCAUGGGACGAUGACAGUUGAGGCCUUUGCUGGUACUAAGACUUUGAAAGUCCCGUUUACAUCCCAAGGAAAAGGGUGGUUCAAGACGGUGAGUUUGAGGUUUCAGGCGGUUUCAGCUAGGACUAGGAUCACAUUCUACAGCCCGUUUUAUCAUACCAAACUGCAAGAUUACGGGCACAUGUGUGGGCCAGUUUUGGAUGAUGUUAAAGUUGUUCCAGUUGCUUAUUAG